UUUUUUUUUGGUAUAUAGUAAACUGAAAUUAAAAAAAAAAACUGAAGCUCUACUAUAUUCUUUCAGUAUUAUUGCCAAUUUUUGUUGGGCAAGCUAAAGCUCGCAAAGGAAUUCUUUUAAAAGUUUGUAGGAGACUCACACAGAUAUGUCGACACCAAAUUUUUUGUUGAGCAAUGGCAAAAAUAUGCCCAUGGUUGGAUUGGGUACAUGGCGGAGCCCGCCACAAGCUAUAACUCAGGCUGUCAAGGAUGCCAUUGAUAUAGGAUAUCGCCAUUUUGAUUGCGCCCAUAUCUAUGGAAAUGAGGCGCAAGUUGGCUCUGCGAUUGCUGAGAAAAUUAAAGAGGGUGCAGUAACACGUGACAAACUGUUUAUAACGAGCAAACUAUGGAACACUUACCACAAACCUGAAAUGGUGCGCCCUGCUUGUGAGACUAGCAUGCGCAAUCUUGGUGUUGAUUAUCUUGAUCUGUAUCUUAUGCAUUGGCCGAUGGCAUAUAAAUCUGGAGAUAAUCUGUAUCCAACCUGUCCGGAUACCGGAAAGGCUGUGUUUGAUUCUAUUGACUUUCUCGACACAUGGCGUGCUAUGGAGAAUCUUGUGGACAGCGGUCUUUGCCAUGCAAUCGGCGUUUCAAACUUUAACGAACAUCAAAUUAAUCGCCUUUUAAGUGAAGCCAAACUUAAGCCGGUCGUUCUUCAGAUCGAAUGUCAUCCCUAUCUGCGCCAAAAAUCCCUUAUCACACUCUGCUAUGACAAUGCAAUUGCUGUGACGGCCUACAGCUCCCUAGGGUCUGCUCACACUCCCUACGAGAAGCCCGGUGCCUACCCGCUUUUGGAGCACCCUGUAAUUCAAGAAAUCGCCGCCAAGUAUGAGCGCGAACCAGCUCAGAUUUUAUUGCGCUAUCAGACACAGUCGGGCAUAAUUGUGAUUCCCCGCUCCAUAACCAAGCAGCACAUGUACGAAAAUUUUAACAUUUGGGACUUUGGGCUAGCAAUUGAUGACUUAAAAGCCAUUGAUGAUUUGGACUGCAAUGGUCGUUUCAUGACUAUGAAAGCGGCAUAUGGACAUCCAUACCAUCCAUUUGAAAGCACAUCUCCACACUCAUAGAAAUAAGCUCACCUAUUUUGAACAUUUUAGAAAUGCAUAAAGUUGUACAUAUUUUUGUUUUUGGACACUUGGUAAUAUCAAUAGGUGCAUGUAUUUUACAAUAAAUGUUAAUAGUUUAGGUAACAAA
Molecule: messenger RNA, 1232 nt
Organism: Scaptodrosophila lebanonensis
Lineage: Eukaryota; Metazoa; Arthropoda; Insecta; Diptera; Drosophilidae
Product: aldo-keto reductase family 1 member B1
Exons: 4
Coding region: 146-1105 (319 amino acids)
Cellular component (GO): cytosol
Molecular function (GO): aldose reductase (NADPH) activity
Source: RefSeq, a predicted model, not a curated record